Molecule: messenger RNA, 363 nt
Organism: Dujonia railenensis
Lineage: Eukaryota; Fungi; Ascomycota; Pichiomycetes; Serinales; Debaryomycetaceae
Source: the annotation of a GenBank genome assembly
AUGUCAGUAAAUCAGGAAGCUUUGAAAAAGCUCCUCGUAGAAAUGGACAACCAGUUAAGUCGCACGAAAGCGGAACUUAAUAUGUGUAAUCUUCAAUUAAGUAGAGUGGACACUAAUCUUCACCUCAUUCAAAGCACUAAGUUAAAAUUAAACGGGUUAUGUAGGGACAAUGAACCAGUAUGGCAAGGUGUAGGCAAGGCUUUCGUGAAAACUGAUGUAAACACAUAUUUGAAGGAAGUUUCCGUUGACGAGAAGGAAUUUAUAGAGAACAAGUCCAGUUUGGAAAAGAAAAAGCACUAUUUAGACACCACCUUGGAGAAAACCAUUGAGAACAUGUCUGCCAUUGUGGGACCUAGAAAAUAA